This is a messenger RNA of Drechmeria coniospora, 555 nucleotides long. RefSeq lists its product as uncharacterized. The transcript has a single exon. NCBI's taxonomy places the organism in Eukaryota, Fungi, Ascomycota, Sordariomycetes, Hypocreales, Ophiocordycipitaceae. Bases 1 to 555 code for a protein of 184 amino acids. The record is from RefSeq and is a predicted model, not a curated record.
AUGAGCAGCACGUCGACCGACGAACUCGGUGCUCCGGCGACGUCGACGUCGCCUCCGUCGUCGGCCACGGCCACGACGACGCCGACGACCAGCGAUGGCAUGGCGAGCCCAACGUCGUCGCAAGCCAUCUCCACGCCUCCGUCCGAUGAUGGGUCGGGCAUGUCGGCCCAACCGUUCAUCUGGGUCAUCAUUCCGCUGCUCGCCAUCUUCGCCACCGGCUGCUUCACAUUCUUUGCCUGGAGGCGUCACAUGCGGGCCCGAAGGCGCGGCGGCGACGGGCUCGACGACCUCGUCCUGAUGCCGAGCGGCUUCUACAUGGCACGCACGGGACGCCGCCCCCCGGCGCGAGCCUCGAACCGAAUCCGCUCGGUCGAAGGCCUCAACGAGCUGGGCGAGGCCCCACCACCGUACGACGCGAAGAGGCCCCCGUCGGUUGACAGCCCCGGCGCGGACCUGGGAGCGUCGGAAGUCGAACAGGCUCGGUCGCCGGAAGCCGACGGCAUUGUCCCGCCGCCCGAGGCGCACGUGGCCGAAUCUUCGCGGGCGAACGGAUGA